AUGAUUGUUGGAAUCUCGGACAUUGAUGGUGGUUACUCGUUCAACGAGGUGUACACAGUCUCUGGUUGUACGAAAGCACCCUGGCUGCUCAUUGGAGAAGGUUCAGAGAGAACGAUAACCACCGAAGAAACCAUCCAAGUUCUCAGAGGCUGGAUAGACACCUGUCUUACUUCUCAUCCUGCGUGUGCGAGACAACAGAAAAACUUGCCCACGCGAGUUUUGGACGUGUCCAGCCACAAUCCUUCAUUACGUGCCUCUCAUGGAGAUAGAGAGCCAUACGCAGCGCUGAGUCACUGUUGGGGAAAGUCGCCCCUGAUACAAACGCAUCGAGAUACUCUCCGAGAUCGAUUUGACGCAAUACCUUGGAACAAUCUUUCAAAGACAUUUCAGGACGCUGUAACGACUACCCGGGAGUUGGGACUUCGAUAUCUCUGGAUCGACUCACUUUGCAUCGUCCAGGAUGAUCCGGAAGACUGGGCAAGAGAGUCUGGAAAAAUGGCUUCAAUCUACGAAGGUGCUCAGGUGGUGUUGGCUGCGAGUGAUGCAAAGGAUGGGCACGAUGGAUUUCUGAGACCUCGUUCUGGUUCAGCUUCACCAAAAUCAAUAUUUCAGGGCAUCAAAUCCAACGGCAACUCAUACUCAAUUCGAAUACGCAAGGGAGAUUACCAUAAAUGGUAUGGCGAUGCAUUGCCUCCCCGUAGCCAGAGUUCUCCAGACUCCUCUCCGCUAUCUACCCGAGGAUGGGCAUUUCAAGAAAGGCUUCUUGCCACCCGUUAUGUGCAAUUUCGAUCGGAAGAAUUGAUCUGGGAGUGUAGAUCUGCUCUGUGGUGUGAGUGCGGAGCGUUGACCCGUCCAUCUCAACAGCGCGAGCCUCUGUCCAAGAAAGCCUUCUACGACACUCUGGGGUCUUCUACUCAUUCAGAGCUAUUCUCUUUGUGGAGUAAGAUUGUAAAUGCCUAUGCUAUUAAGGCAUUGACGAACGGAGGGGAUGUCCUUCCAGCAUUAUCGGGUCUGGCCAAGCAGUUCCAGAAAUCAAAUGCUGGAACAUACAUAGCAGGGCUAUGGGAAGCUGACUUUCCUCUUUGUCUUCUAUGGGAAGCGCGCGCAGCAAAAGCGUCGCCGUAUCGAGCCCCAUCUUGGUCUUGGGCAUCC
This is a messenger RNA of Hyaloscypha bicolor E, 1152 nucleotides long. RefSeq names its product HET-domain-containing protein. The record is from RefSeq and is a predicted model, not a curated record. The transcript has a single exon. The annotation marks the transcript as partial. Lineage: Eukaryota; Fungi; Ascomycota; Leotiomycetes; Helotiales; Hyaloscyphaceae.